AAAAUAGAGGGAUGGAUUGACUCCAUAUGGGUGGGUUUUAUUUUUGAGAAACAUUUAAGUUCAAGACAUUUAAGUUUUAAAUGGAGUUUAGUUACCGGGGGCAGGUUUUACUCUUGUUUAAAGACCCAUUAUAAAGGAUGUGUUGCAAGAAUACUGACAGCCAUUUGGCCAUCGUUCACUUUGGGGAUGCGUCCCUCAAACGACAGCCAAACAAAACCACUGUUAAUCUGACAUGGACACAUGCACACACACUAUGAAUUAAAGUAUUGGUUUUUCACAUGGUUGUAUUAUAACAAGGUUUUCAGGUGGUUUGUUCAAAAGAUAGGUUGGUUUCAUGGUUAAUAUGUGCUACAUCUACAAUGUGACUGACGAUCCGCUUGGUAUUAUAUAAAAGCCAUUCAUAUUCGUUGGUUAAAUCAAUAAUCUCAUACACUAUACAAUCUGCUCAUAUACACUAUUGUUUAUGAGCAGAAUGGUUUUAAAACCACUAGCAUUGACAGUCGAGAAAUCUUGAUAAAUUGAGGUUGAAUCAAAUAAGCUAUGCCUGUUGUCAAAUGGCUUUUAAUUGAGAUCCAGUUUUAAUAAACUUGACAACCAUUACAUCACUUGUGCUGUUUGUAAAGGAUAAUUGGCAUCCAUCGAGACUGUUUUAAAGCUUUGCUUCAAAUUCAUCAAAAUUUUGCCUUUUAUGUUGGGCAUAUUUAAACCUAAUGUUAACUAUCUUGAAAGCGAUAGUCUGCAUUCUCUCCUCAACUAAUCUUGGAGGGGGAGUUGCUCCCGUUCUAAUCCUGCCAUCCAUCACUACCAUCAUUUGGUUAGAAAUGUAAUUAUUCAAAAAUUACAUGGCACCCACAUGUAGGCACACACACACACACACACACACACACACACCCAGAGCCUUUGAGGAGGAGGAAUAGGAGGUGGUGGUCGUGGAAGGGAAAGAGGAGAAGGAGAAGGAGGAGGUGGUCGCGUCAUUGUUUGACUGUGGACACACAGGACCGUCUCUGCCAGCCUCUUCAUUUAAUCGACGCACUCCCACAGACACGCACACACCGCAGAGGACAUCGCCAGCACCACGCACAGCUUCUGUCUCCACAGUUCCAGGCCUAGGUCUAGACCUUCCUCUAGGUCUCCGGGUGCGUCCUCGUGGAAACCUGAGCGUUGCCUCAUGGUUCAGUCCUCCGGCACCAUGCCUUGGACCAGACCCCAGGUGGAGCCCCACGAGAGCGUGGACCAGUACCCCGCCGACCACCACCACUACGAGGGCUCCCUGUUCCCCACCUCCACCCUGGUCCCCGUCACCGUCAUCUGCAUCCUCAUCUUCGUGGUGGGCGUGGCGGGCAACACCAUGACCAUCCUCAUCAUCCAGCGCUUCAAGGACAUGAAGACCACCACCAACCUCUACCUGUCCAGCAUGGCCGUGUCCGACCUGCUCAUCUUCCUCUGCCUGCCCUUCGACCUCUACCGCCUCUGGAAGUACGUGCCCUGGCUGUUCGGCGAGACGGUGUGCCGGCUGUACCACUACAUCAACGAGGGCUGCACCUACGCCACCAUCCUGCACAUCACGGCGCUCAGCGUGGAGCGCUACAUCGCCAUCAGCUUCCCGCUGCACUCCAAGGCGCUGGUGACGCGCCGCCGGGCGCAGUACGUCAUCCUGGCCCUCUGGGGCUUCGCGCUGGUGUCGGCCGCGCCCACGCUCCUCCUGGUGGGCGUGGAGUACGACAACGCCUCGCACCCCGACCUGAGCACCGGCCAGUGCAAGCACACGGACUGGGCCAUCGUGUCGGGCCAGCUGCACAUCAUGCUGUGGGUGUCCACCACCUACUUCUUCUGCCCCAUGCUGUGCCUGCUCUUCCUCUACGGCUCCAUCGGCUGCAAGCUGUGGAAGAGCCGCAUGGAGAUGCAGGGACCGUGCGCCCUGGCCCGCGAGAGGGUCCACCGGCAGACCGUCAAGAUCCUGGUGGUGGUGGUGCUGUCCUUCAUCAUAUGCUGGCUGCCCUACCACAUCGGCCGGAACCUGUUCGCCCAGGUGGACGACUACCACACCGCCAAGCUGAGUCAGGACUUCAACGUGGCGUCCAUGGUGCUGUGCUACCUCAGUGCCUCCAUCAACCCGGUGCUCUACAACCUCAUGUCACGCAAAUACCGCGCCGCGGCCCAUCGACUCUUCCUCCUCCACCGUCGCCCGCUGCGUCGGGAGCUCUGCGGCCAGCCGCAGCUCAGCGCCAUCGACGACAUCACCACCCUCCACGAGACGCUGACCGGCGUCUGAGAAGAGAUUGCGGUUCAUUUGGAACGGCUGCUUUUUGAUGGGAAGGCGCUCAUCGGUUUCAGAAUAGUCUAAAGGGGUGUCAGUUUUCUGUCCAAAUAAGGGCAUGGCGGUUCCGCUUGCCGAAACGUCAAAGGUUUACAUAUCUAAAAUGAGUUAAAAGUUUAUUGUGUUUAUUUGUUUAAUGCAUCGUGUAGUUAGCGAUACUGGUAGCUAUGAUUGAUUCAGCUUCGUCAUCAAUUGUACUCGUGUUUGAAAAGUUUGACUAGCGUUUUGUUGCCUACUCGCAAAGUCAUAAAACAAAAACCGUAGGCCUACUGCAAAAAAUAUUUGUAUAACAUAGGCCUACUCGCCAAAGGUUUGUUUCGAAAGUAAAAAAUAAGGACAGUUGCUUCUGGUACUUUAUGGUCUAGUUCUAAAGACUCCUCUGUUAGUUUGUAUCUUAUAUUCUGGCUACAGUAAGCCUUUUGUGAGACUAUUUCACGAUUAAAGAUUAACAAUUGAUUAUUAUCGCUUGAGAGUAAGGAAUUCCCUUUGUGCAUUUAGAGCGAAUAUAUCUGUUUGAUUAGGUUUGAAUGUAUUUAUAAUUGCCCAUGUGUCUGUUGUACCAAAUAUUCCCUGCUUCACGCUUUAAUAGCUACAACAACGGGGGCCCCUUUCACAAAUGAAAGGUGUUUUGUUUAAAUUGCCUGAUUACUUUUUCUGUGUAGCUGUAAUCGUAUUCUGGUGUUCAAUUAGUGGCGUGGUUAUCAAUUGUAUUGCUGAAGUGUUUGGUUGUCAUUUGUCUUGGGGGAUAUGAGAGAAAACAUAUUAACUGUUUCAUUUAUGUUGCCUCGGCUAGAGCCCUCUUGCUGUGGAUUUACAAUUUGGGGUGUGUGUGUGUGUGUGUGUGUGUGUGUGCGUGUGUGCGUGUUGCUAGUGUGUGCACGGGCGUGUUUGUUUUUUGUGAGGCUAUUAUAGUCUAUAUGUGUGUGUGUGUACACAUUUGUGCAUAUUAUGUGUGUUUCAUUGUGUGGUCCCCCCCCCAUCUCUCCAGAUAACUCCCAUUAGGCAAAACAGAUUUCAAUGAACACAAGGUAAACUCUGUGUCUAUGCAGGUCUGAUGCCAGGACCACCUGAGCCCUGCGGUUGUCAGGGUGCGUACGUGCUCGCCCCCAGGAUCUAAUCGGACGCUAAUAUUACAUUACCUGCCUUGAUCCCUACAGGACGCGUCCCGGCAUCACCAUAUAUUCAAAGUAAUUGUGGCACUAAGCACAUUUCAGGGACAUCAGGAGAGAUUGCCUAUGCCAAGCGGGUCGGCUCUUCAUGGACGUUAUUACAUCCUCUGCUACAAGAGACCAUUCUCCUCACCUGAACAAGGCCCUCUUAAUGUUUUCCCCGGUUUAAAGGUGCUGUAGGUAAGAUUCAAGAGCAGUAAUUUGAGGAUAAUGUGUUUGAAAAGGCCUAGUUAUCUAUCUGCCAUGACAUGUGCUGUGAGAAUACCCGUUUCGAAUGGACCUCGCCUCACUCUGUAUUAGAUCGAUUCUGGAACAUUCCCGGCUAAUUUCUAACCAAUCAGGACAUCUCUUCCCUGAUUAUCUUGGGGGAUCCAUCUUGCAUGUCAAUCACAGCUUCGUGGAUGCAACACUUCCCAAUGACGUGUAAUAAAAGGGCAAUGAAAUGUAGGGAGGGAGAGAGAAGAGGGGGGAUACAGUUUUGGUUGUUUCGUUUCAAAACAUUGCUCUCUUCUGCUUUUUCCUGCUCUCUCUAUAACUCUCAAAUCUUAUCUACAGCAUCUUUAAAUAUGCAAAAAAGCAAUUCUUGUACUAUCUUGUGCCAAACAUAACAUUUGAUUGUCUUCAUCCAAGUGGGUGAAUCGCAGAUGAGCCUUCAUCUCCCGAUCGUGUCACUUGCGUGUUGUCCUCCCAUAUGUUACACUGUCGGAAUGGAGGCUGCAUGGGACACAGCAUGACUCACCCUGCCUCGAGCGUCUACACAUCGCUGUGUCUCCUGUUGUGAACCCAGGAUUGGAUAAACAAACUAGUAGACCGUGCAAUGAAGUCUGACAUAAAAUCUUCUGUUCUCGUGACGUUUCCCAGCAUCCGGCACAGUGACAUGUACAAACUCUUCUUCUGCGGCUCUUAGUUAAGCACAAACUCCAUCAAUAAACCGAACUCACCGAUCAGUCACCGAUAUCAAAGACUCCCUAACCUCUCUCGCUUUGCAGGCUAUUUGAUAUUUUAUGCAGGUUACACUGGUUUUCUUUUAAUGGAAAAUGUAUGCACAAUUGUUGUGGUUUGUUUUUACUGUUGAUUGGUGUAUAUUUAUUUAGUGCAUUCUCUGUAUGUUUCUUAAAAUCCGCAAUUGGUUAAUUCAAAUGGGAAAAUCAUGCAUACCCAGGAGUCCAGACAUACUAAGAUGGGGUGGCCCUGGAGUGUAUAGUAUAGUAUGCAUAGCAAAAUAACUAAUGUCACUCAGGGCGGCCAAUUAUUUGUUUGCGGGGUGUUUCCCCCAGAGCCCCUACAGAUACGGCCCUGCUACCCCAGCAAAAACAUCACCCCUGUUGAGUCCCUCUUGCUAUGUUUUAUAUCUGUGUUUGUAUCCAUCCUUAUAGAAAAGAAUGGUCAAUGCAAGAUGAAUGUGUACAUGUAAGAUAGAUAGAUUUGGUAAGUUGUAAUAUUUGUAUGUGACUUUACAUUUUAUUUAUAGUUCAUUUUAAUUGGAGUGACAGACAAUACAUUUACAUAUUAAGUUACUAAACAAUUCAAUAAAUCUUAACCUUAAAAUCUUGAACAUAAUAUGGACUUCAGCAGCAUUAGUUUGCGUUCCCUUUUUCUUUAAAACUUGCAUUCAAGUCGUGCUUCGGGCGUCAUAUUUAGACCUAAUCUACACAGGCCAACUGUCUUGAGUGAAGUAGGAUAUGCGGUGAGAUAAAGCAACCAGUAAACAUCAUAUUUAUUUUUGUUUUAAAUGGGCUUGUGAGACGAGACAAUUUAUUUGGCAGGUUCUGCAUGCCGGUAAAUGAGUCUGUGAUGAUGGAUUUAUUUUCACCAGAAGGGAGAGCCAAAGUGUAACGUUGAGAAGGCAUAUGUAUUGCAAAAUACAAUUAUUUAUAGCACAUUACACGUACAUACUAUUUUACGUUUAAUUGUUUCUUUUCAGAAUUGAGUGACCCUGUGAAAGGUUUUUAGAGAGUUCAAUGUCUCUUCCACUGUUAUCCAUUGAAAAUAUAAAAACUUUUUGAGUUCUGCUUUUGCUUUGUGAUGAUGUUACAAAAUAAAAAUACCUAUUUAUUU
This is a messenger RNA of Gadus macrocephalus (Pacific cod), 5544 nucleotides long. It is a transcript of the gene mlnr, whose product is annotated as motilin receptor. Bases 1169 to 2272 code for a protein of 367 amino acids. The transcript is spliced from 3 exons. Gene Ontology annotation, cellular component: plasma membrane. Lineage: Eukaryota; Metazoa; Chordata; Actinopteri; Gadiformes; Gadidae. Gene Ontology annotation, molecular function: G protein-coupled peptide receptor activity. Gene Ontology annotation, biological process: G protein-coupled receptor signaling pathway. The record is from RefSeq and is a predicted model, not a curated record.